Messenger RNA from Phalacrocorax carbo (great cormorant), 10216 nucleotides. The record is from RefSeq and is a predicted model, not a curated record. Lineage: Eukaryota; Metazoa; Chordata; Aves; Suliformes; Phalacrocoracidae.
CUGAAUUAUAAGUGACAUGCUGGCAAAGCUGAACAACUGAUCACCAGAUACUGGCAUAGUGUUAAACAUGGCUUCUGAGGCUGCUCAGAAUUUCCUUCAGCCACUGUCAUCUUGGAUGUCUCAAAUAUACGAAGCCAUCCAACAAGCGGGAGACUCUAUAUCUGCGUCACUGCUGAAUUUGAGUGGAGUGGGUCGUAAGUCAGAAGAAGAGAAGAACCGGGACUUGGAGAAUAAUGGAGGAGUUUACGAGGAUUAUUCUGAGGAAUCAGAUGAUGAACGACACCUGGACCUCUGGGAUGAGGAAUACUUGUAUCCUAGAGAAGAUGGUCGCAUUGGGGGUCCUGAUCUUGCUUCACAACCCCUUCCUCGUGGCACUGACAUGGGUCUGCAGAGGCAAAAACCGGUUAAAAAUACCAGCAACUUACCAGAGCAGUGUGUUGAAAGCACAAGGUCUUUGACAGCCAAUGGAUCCUACUGGAUGAAUGAAAAUCUCCAGCCACUUGAUCGGCUUCCUACCAUUGCUGAGGAAGAAGGUGAGCCCUGUAUGAGGAUGGGAGGCCAUAAGCACAACCUCAACAUGAGUAGUUCCUUAAAAAGUAGUAAUGGCAAGGCAAGAUUUGCAGAUCUGGAUGGACUAAGCCAACUGAGUUACCAAGACAACCUAUCCCAUUGUGAAGAUGACCAUGUAUCUGUUGAUUCAAGAACAACAAUUGAGAGUAGGGGCGCUGGGCAGCAUAAGGGGCCUAGGAUGGAGUCCAGCAUUGCCAAUGGCGUGAGCUGGCAAGCCACGGAAGGACGUUUGGAAAUGAAGACAGCAUUUACCAACCAGGGAUUUGAAGUAAAUGAUGCUACUGACAGCUCAUCGGCUUGGAGCCCUGAGGAGCAUGAUGGAGUGAACAGCGUAGCAGCUCAUCAUGGUGCUCAUGUGCCCAUCUGUAAAUGUGGUGACCUAGAUGUCAUCUUCAACUAUAAAGCCUCAAGUCAAAAGCUAGUAGUUACUAUCUUGGAGGCCAGGGAUAUCCCAGACAAAGACCGCAGUGGUGUGAACACUUGGCAGGUACACACAGUCCUGAUGCCUAGCAAGAAACAGAGGGGUAAGACAAGCGUUCAGCGAGGACCCAUCCCCAUGUUCAAGGAUAAAAUUACCUUCAGUAAGCUGGAGCCAGAGGAGUUAAGCAGCCACGCCAUUCGUUUCCGCCUCUAUGCGGUGCACAAGAUGAUUGGAGAGAAGAUGAUGGGAGAGCAGCUAUUCUACCUGAGCAACAUCAGCCAGGAAGGGGAAGUGAAGAUGACGUUGGUCUUGGAGCCAAGGAGUAAUCUGAGCAGUGCAGACUCUCAGCUUAGUCUGUCAGCAAUCUCUCACAGUGAUAGCGCUUCUUCAACACAGUCCCUGUCGCAUGGAGGGGUGCCAGAGCUGCUCGUAGGAUUGUCGUACAAUGCCACUACGGGGCGGCUGUCAGUGGAGAUGAUCAAAGGCAGCCAUUUCCGAAACCUCGCAAUUAAUAGGCCACCUGACACCUAUGGAAAGCUCUGCCUGCUCAACUCUGUGGGCCAGGAGAUGUCUCGCUGCAAGACCUCCAUCCGUCGAGGACAACCCAACCCCGUCUACAAGGAAACUUUCAUCUUCCAGGUUGCCCUCUUCCAGCUCUCCGACGUCACUCUAAUGAUCUCCAUAUUCAACAGACGCAGCAUGAAGCGCAAAGAGAUGAUCGGCUGGAUUUCUAUGGGUCAGAACAGCAGCGGAGAGGAAGAGCAGUGUCAUUGGCAGGAAAUGAAGGAAUCGAAGGGGACACAGGUCUGCAGGUGGCACAUGCUGCUGGAGUCCUAGUGGUUACCCGGGCAGCCUGUGGGUCCUGGGGCUAUGGGCUGUCUCCCUUGUUCUCAAUCAGCAGAAAACAGCUAUCCCAAUGCAAGCACCAUGCUCUGACAGGUCACGUACACUUUAACCCGACCUUUCAGUGUCAGCAGUCAUGGGUACAGAAGGUGACAAGGCCUGGGAAGCAAGUUUAGUUCUUGCAUUUCCACGUUGUCCUGCAUUUUCUAUAUCCAAAUAAUUAACACUAGGGAAAAGGAAUGGGAAAACCUACAAAAUCCUCUUGUGGGUCAUUGUCUCGUUCAUUUUGUCACAGGCUUAAUCAUCACAGACUGACUUCGAUGCCAUUUUCUUGUGGGAAAACUCUCUUCCCUCCCUCCCUUUAUUUAUAUUAAUGAAGUUUUGCAAAUAUUCUUGACACGCAGAUCACUCACAGAAAGGCUAACCUGCAUGCAGAUCACAGUCUCUCCCUUUCAUUUUCAUGUUUCUAAGUUCUAGAAAUAAGUAUCUGAUACCACUGUAGACUGGAUUAUAUAUUAUUCAGGCAGCAUGGAAAAGCACUCUUGAAUUCUCUGUCAACUUUUAAGUGCCUCGACAUUACUACUGUUCUUCUGUACUAACAAUUAAUAUUAGGACUAAACAUUACCAGUUUUUUUAGUUAGGCAUCCUGUGCACUUGUUAGCCUGCAUUGCCAUAGGUUUACACGGGAGAUAACUAGCAUCAGUUUUAUAUUGCAAUUAGACAAUGCAUGUUUAGAUGCUUACUUGAAGUUCAUGGCUUCUGUCAUCACGAAUACCAAAAAAGACCAGAACAAGCUGCACAUCCACCUUUGUGCCUGAAUCACUCUUUUCUGCACCAUUGUUUUGCCUAUGUGUUACUUUGUUUUUUAAAAGUGAGGUUCGUUCAGAAAAGCAUUUCUGUGAGCAUUACAUGGGAAGGCUUUAGAUGUGUCAUUUCUCUGCAGUUCUGUUAAGCACAAAUCAGUCUGCUGAGGGCUAUUCUUCAAAUAUGCUACCCUAUAAUAUCUCCUCAGGAUCUGAAAAGGGACCAUUUUGGCAUGCUGAGCAGUAGAGGGUGCCAGAUCAUGUCACCUCAUCUUCGGGGCGAGCUCUUUUGUGUGCAAGGGAUAGGAUCCAGGGGACCCCUAUAGAGGGGCUGCUGGCUCUGCUGAACUAACACCAAAGAAGAGUAUUAGGUUUCCUGCCUCUAACUGAAAACAAUGCACGGAGCAGGCUUGCUGGAUGAGGUGAUGACACUUUUCUGUAGUUACUUUUCGGACUACAUUGUCAUUUUCCUUUUUAAUCUUUUUUCCUGUCUCUGCGAGUUGAAGUCGUGGAGACGAUGGAUGGGGGGCACGUCUUAGUCUGCUACUUGACUACUGAAAGUUUGGCAGUUUUUAGCUGUUGUGAUACUGUGUGCGACACAGCAGAGGAUGUUAAUCAUCUAGAGUAGUGAUGGUACGUAGGCAGUAGGGUGCUGAGAUCUUCAAAUACUGUCAGCUGCCCAGUCUCCUGUUCCCCACGCUCUCCAGGAGAGGACUGGCAUUUCCCCAUUCCUGCUGAUGACAGCAAGACACGGGAAAUAUUUUGCUGAAAAGGUUUGUCUGUACUGAAUCACUUCAUGUUUUGUUUUUGUCAUUUACUGAGACGUGGCACCAAAUUCUGCCUCCUACUGCACCACAGUCAUCUCCUUCCCUUCAACGGUGCUGUUGAAAUCUAACUAGUGCAGAUUGUGGCACUGGCUGUUUGACCAAAAUUGAACCUCGGUGCUGGUUUGCAUCACAUCCAGACUAGCCAGACCCUGCGGGGCAGUGGUGUGAACACACAGGUUAUCAUUUGGUGUGAUACGCACAGGUUUUGUCUGUCCUCGCGAGGCAGACAGAACAAUCUGCAUGUAGAAGAGCUUCUGGUACAGGUGACACCAAUUAUUCUACAGGCCGUGGUUUUAUAUAUUCUUCUCACUUAACUGUCUGAGCAUCAUUUUUCUGCUGAGACUGGUGGGUUUCCUAUGCAGGAGAGUUGUCCUCCACUGCCUAGAUAAGCUGGCGUAAUAUCUGCUUUGCACUACGGGGGCUUUGUAUCACAAAGCAGGAUCUAACCCAAAUACAGCUCAGCAAACAAAUACAUUUUUGUCUGUGCUGUUAAUGCUGGUGUAGUGCCAAUGCGAGAGAAAAUGAGCAUUUGAGUGGUAACCAGCAGAAUAGAAAUGCUUUUAUAUUAUGUACUUUUCUUCUGGGAAAGAAGCAGAGGAAACAGCUCAAUUCAAAAGGUGCAUUUGCUGAUUUUAGUUGUUUUCCAAUCUCUGCAUCUUUUUUCCUGAACUGCGUAAAAUGUAUAUACAAGUGUUUACAAGUAAUUUUGUUAUCUGGGAUGUGUACAUAUAAUAAACUUUUUGAGAUUCUCUUCAUAACUUCUUGAACUGCAAAGUGUUGCUUAUGCUUAAAGAUUAGCUAAGGGAAAAGUAUAAGUUGAUAAUAUGUUUCAGCAGUGAACUGGAGAUAACCCAGAUUUAUAAUAGUGUGAUUAAAAAAAAUUCUUGGAAAAGAUCAUUUUACAAAGCAAUGAAGUGAACUGGUUUUGGACUUUCAUGGCGUUUUCACAUCAAGGUCUUUUCUGAAGAUACAGUCAUUAAGGGAAUUGAAUUUUAAUACAUAAUUUCAGUGUAGAGUAUUGGGAGUCAGAGGAAAGCAAGUGAAAACAGCGUAGUUAGAGUAAAUGAAUAUCUGAGCACGUUAAAACUUUUCUCUUAAAUGGAAGCAGGUUGCUGCAUCCUUGCAUCAACAUUUUGGCCUGAUGUUUUACCAGGAAAAUUUGGAGGGAAGGGAAAAAGGCUGAGGGAAGGGGACCACUGGGUUUUUGGAGCUGCUGCUAAACCUGUUGGCACAUCUGUGCCUUGAGCAGUGCAUUUGUGGGGCUCAUUAAGUUCCUGCUGAAGCAAUGGAGGAACUUAGGGAUCUUGGGAUGAACACAGUGCUGGGGGUGCUCAUGCUUGCUAGCUGUAUUUUGGAAUUUGUGUUGCUUUUGUAAUUUGUUUUUCUUUUUGGUGUUGACUGUCUGUGAAAUGAAGGCUUUGCAGCAGCUCCCCCGUAUUCCAGAGCUCCUGUAAUUCUUCCCAUUGACAGAUUGAAUUAGUCAUUGCUAAUAUUGAUACAGGCUGGUCUUGUGCUCAUGGUCUUUCUUAUGUAAAUACCACUGCCCUUUCAGUCAAUGCUUUAACUCCUUGUUUCUUUUGGAAGUGGCUGACAAGCCUAAAUUUCUGGAAAGUUUUCUAUUCCUUGGGAACCUUGACUCACACUUGGCUCUCAGUUGGUGGUGGUCAGUAGACUUGGGGUCCUGUGCUCUGCUGGCCUCCAUCCAUGGGGGUGCUGGUGCUGAUGCCCAACCUCUGCUUCCAUGGGGCUCCAGGAGGGGACAAGAGUCGUGGGACAUUCAGCAAGUGGGAAGGCAACAGCUGACCUGGUUCUGGGAAUGCUUGGGUGCUUGCAAGUCCUAAUGCUCGGAGGUUUCCUAAUGCACUCAUGUUUUCUAAGAUAAUUCUGCCUAUUUUGACACCACUGUCUGGAAUCCCCGUGUAGCUUAUUUGAAUUUUCUUCUCUUGGGGGAAAAAAAAAGCCUGAAAACCCACAAAACCAUUGUGUGGGAAGGAACUAACUGCACUGGCAUAAGCCCAGAAUAUUGUGGGCAAGUGCUCUGGAUACAUCUCUGUAUCUUGAACAGCGUAAUUCAGCUAGCUGCAGUCUGUUCCUUCCUUGGUCUCUCUCCAGCCAGCACGCCCCUGUCCUGCUAGGCUUUGUGCCGUUAUGUUAUUUUUUGUUUUUAAUGUGUAUUGACAACAGAACAGAAUGAUCUCACCACGUUUAUAUUCCCUGUAAUAAUGCUGACUUUCAACUGAUGCCCACAGAACUGAGUACCUCUUUUAGCCCACUGAGCUACAGCUAUAGCUUACUGAAGUGCCCGUUUGUAAAGGCUUUAUCUGGACGAUUUGCUACUUUGUUUGAUUUGUUUGGGUUUCCUUUUUACCGGUGUCUUUAAUUACCUGGACCCUGCUGUGGCCUGCUCGCUCCCGUCGCCCUGGCUUGUCUGUGAUUGCCUUCCAGUGUAACGUGGGGUGUGUAGCUCCUGGGGCACAGGGACAAUACCUGGAUAUAUUUUUAGUAGCUGCAGAUCCAGAGAAGUUAUUUGGUGCUUUACAUAGUCGACUGAUCUUCAGUCAUGAAUGUCUUUAGGUGUUUUUGGACGCACAGAACCAAAGGCUGCCAGCUGCUAUUGAUCAUUUCUCCAGCAUAAAGCCUGAGGUGGCAGCUUGGCAGAGGAGCAGGCAUUUCCUCUGGUGGCAGUUCAUUUUCUCCUUCAGUUGAGGCUGGCGAUGACCUUGGAGCUAGUGUGCCUGCAGAGCUUUCUUUCCACUCCCAUAUUUAUUGUCAUCUUUAAUCUGUAUGAUCACUGCACUUCAUCUCUCUGCCUCUCAGCUCUCUUCUGCCCUUCAGCACAAAAGGUGGACAGAAGGACUGAGCAAAGAAUAUGGCCCUCCCUAUCGUGUUAUCCCCGGCGCAAGGGGAGCCGACUCCUGGAGGGGUCGUCUUAAGGUUACGAUGCUCAUUAUCAGGACCUUGCCUCCACGAUCUCUAGUCUGCUUGUGGAGUUCGAAGCUUGUUGGUUGGGCUGUGAUACUUUAAAAAUGACAAAGUAGUGACAGCGGUUCACGUCAAUGUGGACCAAGUUAAUGAGAGAGGAAACAACCUGUUCUCUGUUUUCUUCCUUUUUUUCAUAAGCAUUGUGCUCUGUAAAAGGACAACAGAUCCUGAAGGAAUUAGUAUGCAGGAGCAUCCGCUUUCCAUUUAAAACGUACUAAGUGUGGUGUUCGUAACUAUGGUUUGGGGGGGAAAAAAAGCAGCCAGGGUUUGUAGAAGAGCUCACACUUUGAAUGAGGCAGGUUUUUCCCUUCAGCAUGUGCUACCCAGGCAAAUACAUUCUCAUACCCCAGGCAGUGAUGCUGGCUCCCAGCUGAUCUGCUUCUGUGAUGAAAGCAGCCAGAAGCUGACAGAUCCUAAAGCUUGGAAAGACAUACAGGAUAAUUCAGCAUAGCUGGUUUGGGUGUUUAUUUGGAAUCUGGUGCAGAUUUAACAAGCUGUCGUGCGAGAAAUGAAAACCCCAAGCAGUGGCCGGGAAGGAGGUGGGGAGGGAAGGCUCUUGGUGCGCUUCUGCUGCUGUAGAGCUGGGAGUUUGCUCACUCUGUGCUCCAGAAAGCAGCACAGCCGGGCUGCAGUGGCAUCAAGCCUGAGCUGAAACCCAGUUUCUCUGCAUGAUUCCUUAGCUCCAGAUCUGGUGAAGACAUAAAGCUUUUUUGGUUUUGUUUUUUUUCUUUUCAGUGCAGAAUGAGCUCGUGUCUUCCUGCAGCCUACGCUGUAGGCCUUAAGAAAUGAAUGUGUAAAUAUUUUGUCUCUCACAGCAGCCCAAGGUCAUCUUUCUGGAACAGCAAACAGGCACAGAAUCCAAAGAAGAUCAGUCUGUCAUGUGAGUAAGGUUAGCAUCUGCACUUACAAAAUGACAAAGGCUAUUAAUCCUCAUGCUGUAAUCCCCAAGCUGUUUGCCAGCUGGCAGCAGGAAGAUGUUCCCGCUCAACCCACACAGCUCUCCAUGUUUUUUCACCUUUAUGAAGCAGAUAUAGGUCAAUACUGUAGCCUGGAUAAAGAACUUGGUAGAUACCAUUUAUCUCUUCUAGCAUUACAUUCUCUCUCUUCUCCACACAAGCCACCUGUACAGACAAGGGUGGAAGAGGAGACCUGCGGGCUGGGCUUUCCCUGUGGUGCUCCCCCAAAUUAGAAGGCUGAAGGUGAGAUUUUUUCCCCCCCUCUCUGCUCCUGAGUUUCUCAUGGGGGAAUAAAUUUUGAGAUCUUGCUGCAGAGCUGAACAGCCCGAGCUGUCUCUAGACUCUGUCACUAGAGAGGUCCUUACACACAGAGCAAGGAAAACCCAGUGCUUGUAUAAGGCACAUACAAGCCCAGUGUUGAGACAUUUUUAAUCCUAAUUUGGGAACCUGCAUGGGAUUUGGGUAUUGCCUGUCACAGGGACAUAAAACCCGAAUCCUACAAGGUGCCACUGAUGAAGGAAGUCUUUGCUGCUUGACAGCAAUGCAGGUGGGCUCUGGUACUCUGUGGUCUUGCACAACAAAACACUGUACGUGCUGCAUCCUGUGAGUGUUAGGCAGCUGAGGCUGGGAAAGGUUGAAGAAGAAACCUAAAAGCCAGAUGGGAGCUAUGAAGCUCCAUUCAGACCUGUUAGUUGCUCAUCUCUUUAGGAAAUUGGAAACCAGAUUGUUGGGUUUUCUUAACAAAAGUAGUUUAACAGAAAUCGCAUCUCCUGGGGCAGCUGCAGGUGCAAGGAAGUGAGGACAUCACCUCCUGGCUCUUGAGUUUCCUCCUGACUGUAAUGAGUGACCGUCAAACAGAUACCAAAUACUCUGGAGGUGUCUAUCCCCUGAUCUCAUUGAGUAACGAGAUGAAAUGCUGAUCUUGGCCAUGGGCGAAGAAUGAGAAGGAUUCAGACAAAAGCUGAAUUCUUUCCUGAGUCCCACGACCAUUAAUUAACCUUGACCUCCAGGGAAGGCAUUUUAUUGUGCCAAAUACUUCCCUCUCCCUUAAUUUCUCAGACUUAGGGGAACUUCACAAUUUUUUCUCCUCAUUAGCAGCUGGGAAAACUCAUAUAAUUUUGCCAGCUUUCCUCAUCCUUGUUGUGUCUCGUUAACACUUUCCAGGUGCUUUUCCGUCACACUGUCUCCAUCAUCGCAUUUCCCAUCCUCUCAUUAAUAUCUGUAGAGAUCUGCUCCAAGUCAGGUCCAUGCCUGGUAGCAAUAUUUUAUGUCCGUGGUGCUCAGGAUAAAACCUGUCCUCUGAUCUCUUGCUGUCACUAUGUGGCAUCUCAAGCACAAGUUUUCCAAUUAAACCAGUAUCACAUCUCUCCCGUAGUCCUCUGCUGGCACUGCUGUGGUUUUUGUCUUGCUGGGCCAUGUUCUCAGCUGUAACUUCAUUGGCUUUUUCCCAGCAGAGAGUUUUGUUUGUCAAGAUGAGUAAAUGAAGUAAUCAUUUGGUAGACUUAGCAUUUAAAUAUACUGUGUGGCAUUUAUACUGGUGUAUAUAUUAAAAUGUGUUUUGUGGUAGAGUGCCCCCAGGCAUUUUGCAUGAAGCACAGCUCAAUGUAUAUUUGACUGUUUAUUUAAAUAUACUGUAUAUAAUAAGUUAUUUUAAGUGUGUAUUGGCUUCUUUCCCGACUGGAACGAUAUACCAUUUCUGGCAGGUGCAGGUUUUGUUGACUCGCUGCUGCUCUCACGGCUGGACACUGGCGAUGCAGCGGCUGAGGUGUGUGCAUGCAUCUCCUCUUCCCUCCGCACACCCCGUGACACGGUAGUCCUUCCCCUCCACUGGCUAUGCAGGUGGACACCCAUCGCUGCCGGAGUGUGUUGCCACAGGACAGCGUUGUAAGCCCUCUUACUGCAUCUCCCUCCUGGUGUGUAGCAGAAUAAUCUCCCUGUAAGAUUUUUUUUCUAUCAUUGCCGUGAUAUACUCAGCACAGACCAUGGGCAGGUAGCGAGCCAGCUGGUAUUUGGAGUAAUUCGGCCCUGUGGCUGAGGGGGAGCGAUAGAGAUCUCAGCUCUCCUUUCUCAACCUGAGAUGGACAAGCACAAAACUUAUCCAUAAAUCGAUCACUUCAAAUAAUAACAAUACAGACAAAUGAAUAAGGAUGCCAGGUCCCUAACUUCUGUUGGUGCAAAAGCAAGUAUUCUAGAGCUUUAAUUUAUUGCUGUAUUAUUUUUUAUGAUAAAUAAAUCUAUAAAAGGAGAGUUGUUCAUACUGUGAAGGUUAUAAGAAACAAAUUCAUAUACCCUUUUCACUUUUGUAAAGUUCAAAGAUUUGCACUGAAUAGUGUACCUUCAAUCUACUUAAUAAAUGACUGGUAUUGACUGGUGAGUUCACCGGAAUGAUAUGAGCAUCACUUCACUUGCUGCGUGUGUGAUCGAAAGAGAUAUCUGAAGUGCAAAACUGUGAUAAAAAAGAUGAAAAAUAUGAUGAAAAGAUGUUUGGAUAUUCAACAGGAAGAGUGGUACGGGUUUAUUCUUAGCUUUUCAUGUACUUGACAAUGAAACAUUUUUAUUCUACUUAAGUGCUAACUUGCAUGAUCAUACAAUAUAUUGCCUCUCGCUAAUUAUAUGCUGCGUUAGGAAUACUAAUGUCUAGAUGAUAUCUGACGGGAAAAAAAGCAUUAAACUCAGCUUCUGUAGAAUUGUGUGCUGAAAUUAUCCACACACACAUACAACCAUCCACACCUUAGAAACGGUCUUAUUUUGUUAUGGUGAAUGCUGUUGUUACAGGUUUUUAUGAAUAAAAUAGAAGCAGAUGGCUCAUGUAGA